This is a messenger RNA of Sardina pilchardus (European sardine), 8994 nucleotides long. It is a transcript of the gene nav1b, whose product is annotated as neuron navigator 1b. Gene Ontology annotation, biological process: nervous system development; microtubule bundle formation; neuron migration. Gene Ontology annotation, cellular component: microtubule cytoskeleton; axon initial segment. NCBI's taxonomy places the organism in Eukaryota, Metazoa, Chordata, Actinopteri, Clupeiformes, Clupeidae. The record is from RefSeq and is a predicted model, not a curated record. Gene Ontology annotation, molecular function: ATP hydrolysis activity.
GCAUCCGAGGAACUUUUCCUGAAGUGAGUCGAAUGGGUUUUGCGGAGCUUUAGAAAAAAUAAACCCCAAUACGGAUGGUUUUUGCAAUACGAUGAGUGGACGCUAUUUACACGGAAAAGCGCAAUCGCUUACUUUAAAUCAGCGAAUUAAUAGGACAAUACAGUUUAUUCCCAGCUGGGAUGAGAGCAGUUCCAUCAGCAGCGGUUUGAGUGAUGGCUCUGACAACCUGAGCUCAGAGGACCUGAACGCAAGCUCCUCCCUCAACUCCCUCCCGACCACACCCACUGGCUCGCGACGCAACUCGUCCGUCAUGUUGCGUACUGACGCUGAGAAGCGCUCGCUGGUGGAGAGCGGGCUGGCCUGGUACAGCGAGGAGGGCAAGGUGGCGCGCAAACUGGACGCGGGCGGCGCCUACGACACGGAGCUGAAGACCGAGCCGACCAGCCGCUGGAAGAAGAGCCGGCCACUAGAGGGCGCCGCUCACGACAAGGGCCGCGAGGUCAAGAAGCCCCAGAGCCUGGGCCAGCCGGGGAACUUCAGGAAGGGACGCAACCCGCCUAUAGGGGUCACCUCGCCCAUCACACACACCUCACAGAGCGUGCUCAAGGUCGCAGCAGUUCCAAAGGGCGACUCCAAGCUGGGGGACAAGGCCAAGAUGGCGGUGAAGGGGACCAGUCUGCAGCGCUCGUGUUCUGACGCGGGACGAGACCGCGGCGAGCAUCGCAAGCCCCCCUCGGGAUUGGUCAAGCCCUCGGCGGGGGGGUCCUUCGGCUACAAGAAGCCGCCGCCGGCCACCGGCACCGCCACCGUCCUGACCGCGGGGGGCGCCACCAUCUCCAGCGGCUCGGCCACGGUGGGCAAGGUGCCCAAGUCCUCGGGCAUCCCCAUCAAGCCUGUGAUGCCCGGCGGCGUGGGCGGGUUGGCAGCGGGCGCCGGCGGGCGCAAGAACAGCUUCGACGCGUCCAGCUGCCACGAGCAGGGCUUCGCCCGCUCCAGCCUCCAGUACCGCAGCCUGCCGCGGCCCGCCAAGUCCAGCGCCCUGAGCCUGACCGGGCACCGCCCCUCCUCCGCCUCGCGACCCGUCAGCGGCGCCCUGGACGGCGGCCUGAUGCCCCUCAAGCCCAUGCCCAGCUCGCCCAUGUUGCCGGCGGGCAGCGGGUCGGUGGGGCGCGGCGGCAGCGCCAAGGGGCGCAGCGGCAGCACCAGCGGCGGCGGCGGGAUGGGCGGGAUGGGCGGCCCGGUCAACCAGACGGACCGCGAGAAGGAGAAGGAGCGGGCCAAGGCCAAGGCCGACCUGCUGGAGAGCGCGUGCCUGAAGGCCGAGCUGCAGGCGGACAGCGCAGGGGAGGCGCUCACUAAGGUCCAGGGGCUCAGGAGGGCCAGCGCCAGCACCAAGUACCCAGAGCUGGCCUCGCCCAACACACAGAGGAUGGUGAGCAGUAAGUCUCUGGGCCGUCCCCCGAGCCUGGCCCACCUGGACAAGCUCAACUCCAACAGCCUGGACUCGUGCGUGUCCAUCCAGGACCUGCCGCCCAAGAUCCCGCCGUACUCCAAGCUGCAGGACCUGGCCGGCUCGUCCUCUUCCUCGUCCUCCUCGCCGUCCUCCGUGGGCCCCGGCCUGUCGCUGUCGCCGUCGGCGCGCCUGACCCCCAGCCCCGCGCCGCUGCUGCACAUCGACUCGCCGGGCUGCUUCUCGGGGACGUCCCUGAGCCUGGGCGGCUCUCCGCUGCUGUACCCGCGCAUGUCCGGCCUGCACCGCAGCAUGGAGGCGCUGCCCCUCCACAUGAGCCUGCCGCCCAGCGCCAACGAGCUGUCGCCGCGCCAACGCGACCGGGACGACGCCAAGGCCGGCGGCGGCGGCACCUGGGGCGCCGGGAGCAGGACAUCCAUCACCCUCUCCGACAGUCUUCACACAGACCGGAAUACUCUGCCGAAGAAAGGCUUGAGUCGUUAUGACUCGGCUCCCGGUGGCCCAGAGGGGAAAGAGCGGCGCCACUCCCAUAAUGCCGUGAGCCUCACCGAGUCCGACAGCCCUCCUCAACUGCCCUCGCCCACUCACAUCGCACACAGCUACGCUGGCAAAACACCGCCCACCAACGUGGUGGCUCCCAUUCCGAGUGUGGGCGGAGUUCCACGCAUCACGCGUUCCAACAGCAUUCCCACCAAUGAGGCGGCUUACGACCUGUACGGCACCUCCCCCCUGGGCAGCUCGGUCUCGCUGGCCGACAGGCCCAAGAGCAUGCUCCGCUCCGGAUCCUUCCGCGAGCCCAGCGAUGACGUACAUGGUUCAGUCCUGUCAUUAGCGUCCAACGCCUCAUCCAACUACUCCUCGACGGAGGAAAGAGUGCAGGGAGAGCAAAUCCGCAAGCUGCGGCGGGAACUGGAGUCCUCUCAGGAGAAGGUGGCUAAUCUGACCAAUCAGCUCUCAGAGAACGCAAAUUUGGUAGCUGCGUUCGAGCAGAGCCUGGCUCUGAUGACCUCCCGCCUGAAUAGCCUCUCUGUCACCUCUGACCAGAAGGACUCAGAGCUGACGGAUCUAAAGGAGACCAUUGACGUUCUGAAGUGCAAGAACACUGAGGCCCAGACCAUCAUCCAUGGCGCUCUGAGCCCGCCAGAGGCCGCACCCAAAGAGCUGAGGAUUAACAGGCAGAACUCCUCAGAGAGCAUCUCCAGUCUGAACAGCAUCACCAGUCACUCCAGCGUGGGCAGCCUGAAGGAACAGGACCCCAAGAAGAAGAAGAAGAAGAGCUGGCUGCGGAGCUCCUUCAACAAGGCCUUCAGCAAGAAGGGCUCCAAGCUGUCCGCCUCUUACGCCGACAUCGAGGAGAUCGCCACACCGGAGUCGUCCGCCCCGUCCUCGCCCAAAGUGCACCACGACCAGGAGAACCCCUCCGCCGAGCAGAAGCCCUCAACGUCAACAGCCGCCGCCGCCACCUCAGGCCUGUGCAGAGAGCUGUGGUGUUUGCCAGGGAGCGAUGCGAGAGACCUAACAUGGGGACCAGGUGAGGGUGAGGAGGCUGGCGAGGGUGAUGAUGGUGAGGAGAAGGUGGUGUUGGGGCUGCGCUCGGAACUCUGGGAAAAGGAGCGCAAGCUGACAGACAUCCGUCUGGAGGCGCUAAGCUCCGCCCACCAGCUGGAGCAACUGCGCGAGGCCAUGACCAACAUGCAGGCAACGGUGGAGAACCUGAAGGCGGAGAAUGACCAGCUUAAGACUGGCACCCCCUCCAGGCCCUCUAGCUCCACCUCCCAGUCCUCAGGGCUCAUGUCAUUGGGCACCUCGUCACCACGGCAAUCCAUCGCUGCAUCAUUGCCUAAGACACUCAGCAUGAGUAUGGGAGAGAGUGGAGGACCAGAUGUGCUGCCGUCCACCACGUUGGGUCUCCUGACGCAGAAGGAGGAGGGUCAGGUGCGGCUGGUGGUGCGUGUCCCUGACCAGCACGUCUUCAAAGAGGAGAUGAAGCAGCAGGACUUCUACAUCGGCUCGGUCCGGAUCACCCAAAAGACUGACUGGACCACUCUGGACACGGCUGUUGGCCAGGCCCUCAAGGAGUACCUGUCUCUGCUGGACCCCAGCUCCAGCCUGGGCCUGACCGGAGACUCCAUCCUCAGCUACAGUGUGGGACACUGCAGACGCACAAUGGGGGCCGAGGCCCCUGAAACCACCCCGUCACGAUGCCUCACCAAGAGCUCCACCUGCGUCAGCGUGACCCUCAAAGGUCUGCACGAGAAGUGUGUGGACAGCGUGGUGUUUGAGACGCUGGUGCCCAAGGCCAUGAUGCAGCACUACAUCAGCCUGCUGCUCAAGCACCGGCGCAUCGUGCUGUCCGGCCCCAGCGGCACCGGCAAGUCCUACCUGGCCUCCCGCCUCACCGAGUACCUGGUGGAGCGCAGCGGCCGCGAGCCCUCCGACGGCGUCUCCAUCACCUUCAACAUGCACCGGCAGUCCUGCAAGGACCUGCAGCUGUACCUGUCCAACCUGGCCAAUCAGAUUGACCGGGAGACCAGCACAGCCGAGAUCCCAUUGGUGGUCAUCCUGGAUGACGUGCAUGACGCCGCCUCCAUCAGCGAGCUGGUCAACGGCGCUCUGACCUGCAAAUAUCACAAAUGCCCCUACAUCAUUGGAACAACCAACCAGCCGGUGAAGAUGACCCCGAACCACGGACUUCAUCUCAGCUUUAGGAUGGUGACCUUCUCCAACAACGUGGAGCCGGCCAACGGGUUCCUGGUGCGCUACCUGCACAGGAAGCUGGUGGAGGGGGAGGAGCCUCGGAGCCUGGCCAGCAAGGAGCUCCUGCGGGUGCUGGACUGGGUGCCCAAACUCUGGUACCACCUCCACGCCUUCCUGGAGAAGCACAGCACCUCCGACUUCCUCAUCGGCCCUUGCUUCUUCUUGUCCUGUCCCGUCACCGUUGAGGAGUUCCGUUCCUGGUUCAUUGACCUGUGGAACCAUUCCAUCAUCCCUUACCUUCAGGAGGGAGCCAAAGAUGGCAUCAAGGUGCAUGGUCAGAAGGCGGUGUGGGAGGACCCAGUGGAGUGGGUGAGAGGGACUCUCCCCUGGCCGUCAGCUCAGCAGGACCAGGCCAAACUCUUCCACCUGCCGCCCCCUGCCAUGGGCCCCGGUAGCCCCGGGCAACCAGGGGACGAGCGCCCGCAUAAGGAGACCCCGCCCAGUGGCACCGAGUCCGACCCCCUGAUGGCCAUGUUGCUCAAGCUACAGGAGGCGGCCAACUACAUCGAGUCUCCAGAGAAAGAGCUGGACCACAAGCUGCCCACUCUCUGAGCUCCUCACAGUGGACUGAUAUGGCAGGUCUGACCUGGGCCAGAGUUGGACCAGAUCUGAACCACAGAAGGGGUCAGAGGUCGGAGAUCCGCCCGGCAAUCAGCUGUAGCUGGGGGAAGGUACUCACCUCUCACAGCUCUGGAUCUGGCCCCGAUCUGGCUCAAAUCUGGCCCUCGUCUGGCACGGUUCUCCUGCCAUCAGAGCUAUGCGGGCCUGUAAAAUGAACUCUUUUAAAAGUCGUCAUUAUGUGUCAUUCAAUACUCCAGUAUUGUACUGUACUAUCAAGACGUGCGUAUGAAUCCCACUUGCUUACAAAUCGCUCCCGUGACCCAUCUUUCAAUUUCCCCUUCUCUUCAGCCAUGCCAAUCAUCAGUAUAUGUUUACAUCAAAAACAAACUGUAGAUAUGAUACUGUACUACCUAUUCUCACUGUCCGCCAUCACCCAUGGCCAUCUUAUUUUGGUUUGCGUUGGGAGUCAAACCCACCUGGUCAGUGAGAAACCUCCAUUGCUGUUUCACUGCUGCCCUCUUCAACUCAAGGAUACCGGUGCUACUCGCCUCAUCUCCACCAACCCAAUCUAGAGGCUCGCCCUGUUCAGGAAGGGAUGAAGCAAUCUGCUCAUGCAUACCAAUAGCAAAAACCAAGCGAAGGAACACCUGCGCUACCGUAGUCAAUUCACAGCCAGAGCAGUCCGCACACUAACAAACCCAUUUACUGCUAGUUCUGUUCACUGCUUAUAUUAGGGGAAAAGACAAACUGUUGUUUCUUUUUUUUUCUUUUUUUCUUUUGGUUGAAUGUCCAGUUCCAGUCAAACGAAAAAAGUCCAGCCCAGGCCAAGACUUUAACAUAUAUGCAGAUUUCUGAUGAUUCAGAUCCUAUUCAAUCAGGUCAGCAUGUUUGAUCUGGUGCUCAAACUAACAAAAUGCCUUAAGACAUCCACUGUCUGGUGUAGUUGCACUGAGAGAGAAGGCACUGAAGCAGGCAUAGAGUAGAUGGUAGUGUGUGUAGUGUGUGUGCGUGUGUGUGUGUGUGUGUGUUUGGGGGACAGCGAGCGGCUGUUCCCUGAGAGGACAGUGUGUUUGAAAAUUUGCACAGUGCAGCAAGGCAUGAAUGUCAGAAGGAGGACAGUACCCAGUUUGACCUGCAGGCCCACAAGUGUCCUGCGGGAGGCAGUAAAGAUGCCUAUAUGCUCACUUGUGUGAAUUCCAAGCUCAUAUUCAGCAAAGAGGUAAUUGUCCAGUCAGUAAACGUAUGAAAAUGUAUAGGAGCCAACCGUAGAGAAGGGGGGGAAAUGUAAUCAAGACUAUCACCCUGUUUUUACUUAAAUGAGUUCGACCUUGGAAAGGAUUCUUUUUGAAUGUUAAUGAGAGUUUUAGUGCAGUACAGAGAUAAGACCGUAUAGCCGUGUGCUUUAUAUCACUAGAGACGUGGAGUUGAGCUACAGCUUAGGAUUCAGUGAUCUCUUAUGUCAGAUAAGUAGGAUACCUCAGGCUUAAUUUACACACUCUCGCAUUAGUAGCAGUCAAACCACUCAAGUUAUAUGGUGCAAUUUUCUUCUAAUAUAGACCAAAUACUCAUACAUACCACGUCCUUGCAUAUUGAUUGUAAUACAACUGAGUAUAGGUACUGCAUAAGUAGACUGAUAGAUCCAUCAGAUGUGUGUGCUGUAUUAGGGCUGGUGGUAGACCAUUGUAGUCAAUUGGUGCUAUGAACUAACAUUCAUUAGACGCUCACCAGAGAUAGCGUGAGCUAACGGUUCUGCCCAUGAAAGCCAUCCAGUCGUCAUAAACGUCGUGAUCCCUCACCCAACGACACGUGUAACAUGAAGUCAUCCACUCUUAAUAUCAUCUUAUGACCCUGCACACUCUCCAGCGAUAUGAGUUUUUAAGUGCAGUUAACACCCAAUAUAUCUCAGUACAAUACCAGGAGAUUGAUGUCUUUCUUUUCCUCAGUGAGCUUAUGGCAGUGUUGUACAGCUUGCGCUGUGGGUGUCGACACUAGUAUUUCUUGUCGUUGUACAGUACACUGCAGUGAUCACACAACUUAAAAGGGAACCUGAAUCAGGUGAACUAAAGCUACUAGAUACCAUUGAGAUGUAAUGAAGCCUGAUUGAGUUCCCUAAAAUAUGCAGUUGCAUUGCAUGCAAUAGAUAGCACUGGGGUUUACACACAGACUGCAGUGGACUAGUAACCUUUCCAUGGGUCAAAAGCCAAAAGUCAGAAUAGGAGCAUAUAGCACUUGGCUAAAGUGUAUGUAGAGUUGAACUUCUAGCUGGGCAGACCACAACCACGUAGAUGGUUGAACGACUCAUCAUUUCAAAUAUUCCUUCCUUUUCUAAACUAUUAGAAGUUUACUAUUAGUUGUUUUAUACCUCUACAUGACUACCACUGUUCAACUGUGUCUGUGAUUGAAUGUCAGAUUGGUUCCUUCAUUUAUACAGUAUAACCACAGAAGUGAUGCCAUGUUUGUGAAUGGUUAAAAUAAUAACUUACAUCAUACACGCUAGUUUAAGAAGUUACAAAGUAGUACCCGAGUCAUUUUUACUGAACAAGCCUUUUAUACUUUUGGUUGUUUCUUAGCUGCAACUAAGAGCUUUAUCUGAUUACUUUGAGACAGUCCGGCCGCAGAAGUCAUCGGCUUUGGCCUCUUUCCCUUGUGGAUGUGCCAGGUAGCACAGAGGGAAGCAGACGUGCAGUAAUGUUUCCGUAUUCCUAUGAUGAACAGAUAAGAUAUGAGACACAUGUGCUCAGAUGUGACCUGACGGAUGUGGGCCAAUUCUGCUGCGGUCUUGGCCCAGAUCCGGCUGACAGACGGGCCGGAUUCGGCUCCAUCUAUCCUGGGAGACCCUCAGCCCCGUCUGCCUCCCGUACACCAUCCCCGUCCUUUCUGCCCUCCUCCAUCCUGUGUGAACAAAGUGUUGGUACCAGACGCCAUCCUGUCCUGUCUCCAUCUCUCUCCCUCUCUCUCUCUCUCUCUCUCUCUCUCUCUGAGUGUCGUGCCUGUUCUCUGUUAUGGAUGUGCUGUGUUGUGCUGGGACAUUUUCACUUUAGAAGACUAUACAGCAACUUCUACUGGCAAAAGGAAAACACUAAAGAUCCCCUCUCCCCCGCAGGUGUGAUAAUUAACUGUGGUUUAUGAGGCAUGAUGGGAAUGUGUUUUUUGUUCUAAUUCUGUUUUUGUCCUUUUUUUUUAUUGUUGUUUUUUUUACUUUUAUUUUCUUUUUUGUUGUUGUUUUCCCUCACUUGGAUAGUGCGAUGAACAAAGGCCUCUGCCAAAUGACUAAACAUUGCUUUUGUCAUGGUGGAGGUCUGUUUUUCUCCAGUGAGGUUUCUGGGGCCUACAGUACAGUAGCUCUAUGCUGUGGGAGGGAGGCUGGUUGGGUUCAAACCUAAUACCAAAAACGUCUGACACAAGGCCUUACUUCACUGAGUUGAAUGGGGAGGGACCUCCACUGGAAGAAGCUAAGCGUGAGCUGUGAAUUCAGCUGUCUGGUUCUCUGUGAGGAGGCUUUUUCUCUGUGUUCUUCCCCCCUCUUUUUCAAGUGCUGAUAGAAAAAAAACAAAAACGUUUUUUCAGAUAUGUUGAAUGAUUUAUUGAAAUUUGACAAGUAAUGUAUCAGGGGGGUACAGUUCUUAAACCCUGAGACUUGGGUUUAAUGUUCUCCCCAAACUAGACCACUACAGGUUGCUGCAUAGUCACAUACAUCAUGUUAAGCUUUUUACUGAGUCAGUAUGGAGAAAAUAAAUUGAUAAAUAAAUAAUUAAAAUAAAGGUUCAGUGAUGGUAUAUCUGAUGUAACUUACAGUGUGCAAUGAUGGAUGUGCAGUUACUAGACCUCUACAUGUUGUAAAUGCAUGUCGCUUUGGUGUUGAACUGACACUUAAAGUAGCGUUAGGAGAGGUUUUCAAAGGAAUGCAUCUGAUGAAAUUCAUAUUUUUCUUUUUACAGGUAUUCCUCUCCCUAUGUGAAAUCCUUUAUAAAAUUCCAUACCAAUUUUGUACAGGUCAUCAUAUUAUUGUAAACAUUGUAAAUAGUUCUGCAUUUGCGACAACAAUCAUAAACAUAACAUCUACAAAAAUAUGUGUGGAAAGGUAGAAAACCCUUUUUCUUCAGUUCUUUGGCACACAAGAACAUGUAGGCAUGCCUGUACAUCUGUCCAACAUUUAUCCAACAUAUCCAUUUGUCUUAAUAAAGCCAUGUCAUUCUUUGAGAGUU